ACGGCGUAGACUCGUCCUCUUCAGUGGCACCAUGUAUCUCCUGCUGGUUCCUCUGCUGCUGGUUCCGGUCCAAAUGCUCAAUCUUCCAGGGAAGGAAAGGCCAACGGCACUGGGAUUCACGGAGGUGCUAAUCAAGAGCCUUUGUCGACCGAUUGAGCAGUAUGUGGACGUGGAGAAGGAGUUCCCUAAAGAAUUUGAGGGUUUCUACAUACCUCGCUGCGUCUCACUGUUUCGCUGCUCCAGCUGCUGCCUCGAUGAGUCUCGGGAGUGCUCUCCUGUCGUUGAACGCAACAUAACCUUGGAGGUGAGUUGGUUGCAUCAGGUCAUCAACCUCACGUUUGUGGAGCAUCUGGAGUGUGGAGUGAGGCCGAAACAGUAUCAAAAUAAUACAAGCAACGAGGACUCUCUCAGGGACAGACCUCAACGGAGGAAGAACAGAAGGAGAAGAUGUGAAAAGUGCUAGUUCUCUCACUAGAAGAUACGUCUUCAUUGACGGAAACGUCUUAUGGGAUCAAUAUUUCCGUCCUCUGUACAUAGAUAACUUCCUGCAUUCGUCCCACCAGAGGCCAGUUGUUCGUCUGCAAGCUGCUCUUCAUUAUUUAUCAAAGAAAAAGGAUCAGCCUUUGAUCCUGGCUGCUGCUUGUUUUGGACCAAAGUCGACUCAGUCUUUCAUAUUCUCAUGUGAAGUUUGGACAAUGUACCUAAACUACAGAACACAGAAGACGUUUAUUUAAACUUUUUUUAUAUAUAUUUUUUUUUUAUCAGUUGUUAACACAAAGACAAUGAAUAAUACACAAUCGGCAAUGUGUGUAUUUUUAAAGAUUUAUUUAAUUGAUAAUGAGUUCAGUGAAUAAAGAUAUAUGUAAACAACAGCGAUUCUCUAUGGUCUUU
Molecule: messenger RNA, 891 nt
Organism: Poecilia reticulata (guppy)
Lineage: Eukaryota; Metazoa; Chordata; Actinopteri; Cyprinodontiformes; Poeciliidae
Product: vascular endothelial growth factor A-A-like
Biological process (GO): positive regulation of angiogenesis; response to hypoxia; vascular endothelial growth factor signaling pathway
Cellular component (GO): membrane
Molecular function (GO): chemoattractant activity; vascular endothelial growth factor receptor binding; growth factor activity
Source: RefSeq, a predicted model, not a curated record